This is a messenger RNA of Elgaria multicarinata webbii, 2877 nucleotides long. RefSeq names its product solute carrier family 20 member 1 (gene SLC20A1). Gene Ontology annotation, cellular component: membrane. Lineage: Eukaryota; Metazoa; Chordata; Lepidosauria; Squamata; Anguidae. The transcript has 11 exons. Gene Ontology annotation, biological process: phosphate ion transmembrane transport. The coding region runs from base 432 to 2480 and encodes 682 amino acids. The record is from RefSeq and is a predicted model, not a curated record. Gene Ontology annotation, molecular function: phosphate transmembrane transporter activity.
GGCGGAAGAAGGAGAAGGAGGGGAAGGAGAAGGAGAAGGAGGCGGGGUCCGAGCUAGCGAGGCAGACGGGUACGGGGGCCGCGUGGUGGACGCUCGCCUUUGCCAGGCGAGGAAGGAGGACGGGAGGUCGCCUGCCUGCCUGCCUGCGCCGGAGGGAGCCGCCGGGAGCCCAGUCGGAUGAAAGAGCGGCACGUGCCCCUGGGUUCAGCGCCAUGGAGGUCGGGUCCACUCUUCUAAUUCCAGCGAGCCCAAUGAGCUUGAGCAAAGAGACUGCCAAACGUAUUGUAUAGCAUUAGCUUUCUGACUUUAAGCGCAUUCGUCAACAGUAUUUAAUUUUUUAACGCUAUUUAUUAUAGUAUUUUCAUACCUCAUAUUUUUGUUUACACAUCGAAGUAACAAAUUGUUAAUUUGAAGCCACCGAGAUUAGUAUCAUGACUUCAAUGGGACCAACAACACCUCUGAUGGAUUUUAUAACCAGCACCGUGGGCAGCGACGCUUCGGGCCCAUUGGUGGCUUUCCUUUGGAUGCUGAUAUUAGGCUUCAUCAUUGCCUUCAUUCUGGCGUUUUCCGUGGGUGCCAAUGACGUAGCAAAUUCGUUUGGCACUGCAGUGGGCUCUGGAGUAGUGACUCUCCGGCAAGCUUGUAUCCUGGCAUCUAUCUUUGAGACGGUGGGCUCCGUUCUCCUGGGAGCCAAAGUGAGCGAGACCAUCCGGAAAGGGCUGAUUGAUGUUGAAAUGUACAACUCUACCCAAGAGCUACUCAUGGCUGGCUCCAUCAGCGCCAUGUUUGGUUCGGCUGUCUGGCAACUAGCAGCUUCUUUUUUGAAGCUUCCCAUUUCUGGUACACAUUGUAUUGUUGGGGCAACAAUUGGCUUCUCACUGGUUGCCAAAGGACAGGAAGGAGUCAAGUGGUCAGAGCUACUUAAAGUUGUUUUGUCCUGGUUCAUCUCUCCCCUUCUUUCUGGUAUCAUGUCUGCUGUCCUGUUCUUCAUUGUUCGGAUGUUCAUUCUUUCCAAGACGGAUCCUGUUCCAAAUGGAUUACGUGCCUUGCCUAUCUUCUAUGCCUGCACAAUUGGGAUCAACCUCUUCUCCAUCAUGUAUAGUGGUGCACCUUUGCUGGGCUUUGACAAACUUCCCGUCUGGGGCAUGGUCCUCAUUUCGGCGGGGAGUGCUGUUGUCUGUGCUCUCAUCGUCUGGUUCAUUGUCUGUCCAAGAAUGAAGAAGAAAAUUGAGCAAGAGAUCAAGUCCAGUCCUUCUGAGAGUCCCUUAAUGAAGAAAAAGAGCAGCCUGAAAGAACAGGAUGAAAUUAAGGCAACGUUGGAUAACAGAAUCGGUGACAACGGUGACAGGAGCCCUACAGCUGAAGUAUCUUCUGUGCCUCACAGAGCAGCUGUUGAGGAAAGAAUGGUCUCCUUCAACUUGGGGGACUUGGAGGAGAUUCCAGAGCGCGAGAGGCUUCCCAGGGUUGAGAUGAAGGAAACUAGUAUCGAUAGCGGGGCCAUGCAGCUUCCUAAUGGCAGCCUUGUUCAGUUCAGCCAUGCAGUCAGCAAUCAGGUGAGUUCCAGCGGGCAUCAUUACCACACGGUGCACAAGGAUUCGGGCCUCUAUAAGGAACUUCUUCAUAAGCUCCACCUGGCCAAAGUGGGUGACUGCAUGGGAGACUCGGGAGACAAGCCCCUGCGGCGUAACAACAGCUACACCUCCUAUACGAUGGCCAUCUGCGGCAUGCCUCUGGACGCAUUCCGUGUCAAGGAGACUGAGCCAAAAGGGGGAGAUGAGAUGGAGAAGCUGACGUGGCCGGGGGCAGAUUCCAAGAAGAGGAUCCGGAUGGACAGCUACACCAGCUAUUGCAACGCUGUAGCAGAUGCCCACCCGGCCGAUGUGGAUUUAAGGCAGGCCGAGAUGGGUGUUGGCAACAGGAAGGGCAGCAGCAGCUCGCUGGAUGAGUGGCACGACCAGGACAAGCCAGAAGUGUCACUCCUCUUCCAGUUCCUGCAGAUCCUGACAGCCUGUUUUGGAUCGUUCGCUCAUGGAGGGAAUGACGUGAGCAAUGCUAUCGGUCCUCUGGUUGCCCUGUACUUGGUCUACCAAACGGGUGACGUAUCUUCAAAGGCUGCAACUCCAAUCUGGCUAUUGCUGUAUGGCGGUGUUGGGAUCUGCACCGGCCUGUGGAUCUGGGGGAGGAGAGUCAUUCAGACCAUGGGGAAGGAUCUGACUCCCAUCACACCAUCUAGUGGCUUCAGCAUUGAACUAGCAUCUGCUUUGACUGUGGUCAUCGCCUCAAAUGUUGGCUUGCCUAUCAGCACGACUCACUGUAAAGUGGGAUCGGUGGUCUCGGUGGGCUGGCUGCGCUCCAAGAAAGCUGUGGACUGGCGCCUGUUCCGCAACAUCUUCAUGGCCUGGUUUGUCACGGUCCCCAUUUCUGGCCUCAUCAGUGCUGCCAUCAUGGCACUGCUCAAGUACCCCAUCCUAGGAGUAUGAAGCGGACGUGCCGAAAACCCCUCGGCUUUGCUGCACAAGCGCCUGUCUGCAUAUCCUUGCCAAAUGGCUUGAAACAGUGUUAGAGUGACUCCAGCAAGUACAAGAGAGGGGGCCGAGUAUCUUCUUUGUGCUGUAUUUGCUUUUAUGCAUAAUCUCUUUUCUUGGAACUAGAGAAGUCCCACUUCUCCCAGGCUGUGAAUCAUUGUGUCUACAUUUCUAUACUGUUUUGUAUUGAGCUUUAAGUUCAUAAUUAUUGUUGUCAAGGCGUAUCAUUCGUGUUCUCUGAGCUGCGCUGAAACUCAAACUUGGCAAAGCACAAGGAGUUGGAGGGAGGAACCUAGCAGAAGUAUGUGUGGAGGAGCCACUUUUAUAAAUAAAACCUUUCUAAAUAAAAAAA